AUGGCAAAAGCAUUAUCUGUACCUAGUGUGGAACACUUUAAUAUGACAGGAGACCCUAGUAGCUUGCCAAGCAAAUGGGAGCGAUGGCUGAAAUCGUUUCAAUACUUCGUUGUCGGUUCGGGCGUCACGGACAAAUCACAAAAACGAGCACUACUGCUGCAUCUGGUAGGACCGGAAGUGCAAGGGAUUUUCGAAACACUGGACAAUACUGGAAAUGACAAUAAUUUUGACGCCGCAGUUGAUGCAUUGAAUAAUUAUUUCAAGCCGAAACUCAAUGUAUCAUAUGAACGACACAAAUUCAAUUCAGAAAAACAGAAACAGAAUGAAACUAUCCAGGACUUUGCUACGCGACUUAAACAACUAAGUAUUUCAUGUGACUUUAAUGACGCAAAUGACAGAAUACGAGACCAGAUUAUUGAAAAGUGCACAUCUACAACGUUACGCAGAAAGUUUCUCAGUUAUAAAGAUUUAACAUUAGAAAAAGUUUUGGAACUGUCAUCAACGUUCGAACGUGCACAAGACAGUGCCACAAAAAUGGAAAAUCAAAGUACACAACAGCAACAAAAAGAUGACACCACGUUUCAACUGAAACAAUCGACUAUGCGUCAAAGACAACAACGCGCGAACAGAGGGAGAGGCAGAUUUCGUCAACAGGCACCGCCAACACAUGUAGAAUGUUACAGCUGUGGCCGCAGGGGUCACAUGGCUAAGGACCAAAAUUGCCCAGCAGCACGUGCAGCAUGUACAAAAUGUGGCUUUAUUGGACAUUUUACAGUAAAGUUUAAAUCUAAAAGGAAAAAGAUACAACCAAAACAGAAAGUUCGAUCACUUGAAAAUGAAACAUCCUCAGACAGUGAAAACGAAUAUCUGUUUAAUAUCAAAUCAAUUGGGAACGUGUCAAAUAAAAUAACAGUCAACGUCGGUAAUAUUCCGCUGAAUAUGGUUAUAGAUUCAGGAGCUAGUUGUGACAUUGUUGACAAAAGUACAUGGAAUUUUCUAAAAUCACAGAAACAAUUUCAAUGCUUAACACAUAAAAAAUCCACAGACAAGAAAGUGUUCGCUUAUGGAAGCAAACAACCACUCAAAUUGCUUGGUAUAUUUCGUGCGAAAAUUGAAUUCAAUUCAAUGACUAUUGAUGACGUAGAAUUCUCAGUUUUGGACGGUAAGGGACAAGCAUUGCUUAGUAAAGACACGUCAAUUAGUCUCAAUGUUCUAAGGAUCGGAGCAGAAGUGAAUUUGGUCAAAGAGGACAUCAUGAGCGAAAACCCAGAAUUGUUCAAAGGAAUAGGGAAAAUGAAAGAUUUUCAAUUGCAAAUUCCCAUUGAUGAAAAAAUCGAGCCAGUUGUUCAAUCGGUAAGGCGUAUACCUUUCAGUCUCAGAGAAAAGCUAGAAAAAAAGCUAUUAGAACUAGAAAACAAUGAUAUAAUCGAAAGAGUAAACAGUCCUAGCCGCUGGGUAAGCCCAGUUGUUGUAGUGCCUAAAGGAGACGACGAUAUUAGGCUUGUUAUCGAUAUGAGGCGAAGCAACACGGCUGUGAAGCGGGUACGACACCCGAUUCCUACCGUGGACGAGGUGCUGUACGAUUUGAACGGAUCAAUAGUGUAUAGUAAGCUAGACAUUUCAAAUGCCUAUCAUCAACUCGAGCUUCAUCCUGAUUCAAGGGAAAUAACUACGUUCAUAACUCAUGUUGGAAUGUUCCGUUACAAAAGAUAA
Mercenaria mercenaria is the source of this 1713-nucleotide messenger RNA. RefSeq lists its product as uncharacterized. Gene Ontology annotation, molecular function: zinc ion binding; nucleic acid binding. The coding region runs from base 1 to 1713 and encodes 570 amino acids. The transcript has a single exon. The record is from RefSeq and is a predicted model, not a curated record. NCBI's taxonomy places the organism in Eukaryota, Metazoa, Mollusca, Bivalvia, Venerida, Veneridae.